Molecule: messenger RNA, 1158 nt
Organism: Dacryopinax primogenitus
Lineage: Eukaryota; Fungi; Basidiomycota; Dacrymycetes; Dacrymycetales; Dacrymycetaceae
Exons: 2
Coding region: 1-927 (308 amino acids)
Source: RefSeq, a predicted model, not a curated record
AUGCCUCUCCCCGCAACAUUCGAUCCGAACUACAAGCUGCUUGCAUCAUGCAAGAAGCUCACUCUGCAUGCAUCACAAGAAUCUGGUUUUGAUUCCGAUAAAAUGCUUGUUAUGCUCUCUGGUUGUCCAGACCUGAUAGAGUUCCGCCUCGUUCUAGACAGGCCGAUUAUCGAUUCAUCCCAAGCAGCGCCUGCUCGAGAGCGAUUCGUCCUACCGAAGCUCAGAUUCUACAGCGCCUACAUCGCCUUUUCUUUCCUUCGUACCCCCCUCCUAACACACCUCGCAGUUCAGCGGGACACCAUCAACACGAACGUUGAGCGAGAAGACUACGUUGGAUACUUGAAGCAAUUCAUCAGAGCAUCUUCGGCCGCACUGGAGUAUCUCUCGGUCAAAGGCCUAGAACCAGCCUCUUUCGAAGAAAUCCUGAAGGACGUACCAUCGAUCAAAUAUUUGUCAUUUAACAAACGCAUGUCGCUCUGGGAACCAACAAACAGUUACCAAACACUGUUUCGCGUCUUACUCGAGUCUGUCGUGAAGGUCGUUCCCGGAGAGAAGCCAACCUGCAUCUGUCCAAAUUUGGAAGCAAUUUCGUGCGAUUUGCUUGCCGUGCCGUCGUUGGUGAAAACAAUGUCCGAGUUUGCCCGCGUCCGAGCGGCAGCAGCGGUUGCGGGGAAGCCUGGCAUUUCACCAAUCCGAAGGAUCGAGCUCGGAGACUGGCCACCGUCAGGCAUGCCUGCUACUCCGGCACAGGCAUAUAUCAAUGAAGACGAAUUGGCUCGUCAUGUCGAAGAACUGACGAUAGGAAAGCACCGAUACGACAAGGCGAGCAGGAUGUGGCUUCUCGGCGCAUGCCCGUUCAAGAAUUUCCUGCCUUUCGGACAGCCCGCGUUGGAAGAAUCGCCUAUUGGGCUGCGCAGGUAUACCUGAACGACCACGCCAAAGCUCGGCUCACGCCUGUUUAGGUCGGAUGAGUUGUCUAUGUUUGAGUUACCUCCAUUCCUGCCACCUACGCCCGUAGAUGAAGAAGAAGAGGAGGAGGAGGAGGAAGACACAGAGGAAGAAGACAUUCCCCCAGAGAAGCGGACCUCGUCGUGGUGGGCGUGGUACUGGAUCUGUAUUUUGUUGCUUAUCUCCACUUUAUUAUCACUCGAUACCACC